Molecule: messenger RNA, 228 nt
Organism: Didymodactylos carnosus
Lineage: Eukaryota; Metazoa; Rotifera; Eurotatoria; Philodinida; Philodinidae
Source: the annotation of a GenBank genome assembly
AUGGGCUUAGCAGGCGUACGAUCCAUUUGGCCAUGUUUGUGGUGUAAGUGGAACAAAGAUCAAGUUAUCUAUUCGGCUGAUGACGUAGAAGCUGCAACAACACAAUCUCACACAACGACCUCCACAACAGCUUCAAAUGUGAAUGCGGCUGAGUCGGAAAGUCAACAUCAACCGAGUCAAGGCGAUGAUGAGUUAGAUGAGAGCGAAUUUUAUAUUAGUCAAAACUAA